Molecule: messenger RNA, 909 nt
Organism: Heterostelium album PN500
Lineage: Eukaryota; Evosea; Eumycetozoa; Acytosteliales; Acytosteliaceae
Product: phytanoyl-CoA dioxygenase family protein
Exons: 3
Coding region: 1-909 (302 amino acids)
Source: RefSeq, a predicted model, not a curated record
AUGAUGAAUAAAAGUGAUAGAUAUUUUAUAAGUAAAGAGAAUAUAGGCGAUUCUGAGUAUAGACAGUUUCAUGAGGAUGGUUUUGUGUUUAUUAAAGAUGUUAUAAGUGGUGAUGAAGUAAAGAAUCUACAUAGCAGAGUGGCACCUCUAUUCGAUGGUAAAUUCGAAACAGGCAUCUACCCAGAUGAAUGGUAUUGGAGAAAAGGUUUAUCAAGAGAUGAUAUCACUAGAGAGAUGGUUAAUGCUUGGAAAUGUGAUAGAUCGUUUGCCACGAUUGCUUUACAUGAGAAAAUGGGUGCAAUUGCCGCUAAACUAAUGGGUUGGAGGGGUGCAAGAUUGGCACAAGAUGAUAUAUUUUGGAAACCAACUACAGGUAAACCAAUUGGAUUUCAUCAAGAUCAACCUUAUUUCAAUUUCUUCACACCAAGUGAAGUUGUCACUAUCUGGGUUGCUCUAACCAAUGUCAGUAUGCACAAUGGCACACUGGAGUAUGUGAAAGGAUCUCAUAGAUGGCCGGUUACACACAGCCAUAGCGAUGCUGGAUUUCAUGCACCGGACGACUAUCUCGCAAAGCUAAACGAGGCUGCCAAGAAGGUGAACUUGUCCGAUAGCUACGAGAGAGUGUCGUGUGAUUUCAGCGCUGGCUCGUGCAGCGUACAUCAUGGAAUGAUGUGGCACGGCUCAGCAACCAAUCCAUCGCCGACAGUCGAACGUGUCAGUAUGGCACUCCACUAUAUCUCAUCGGAAAGUCAAUUCAAUGAGCAAGUACAAGCUGGCUACAUCUAUGGAAGAUACAAAAUCUUUGGUUCAUCGAGACUCGAAGAAUCGUUCUUCCCAAUCGUGUAUCGUGACGAUGGAUAUCGAUCGGAAUGUAUAAAGUCAUUUACAACAACAACAACAACAACUUAA